UGUUCAUUUCUCUUUGUUUCAGACCUAACACUGGGUUAUCAUACUUUGAAGAGGAGAAAACAGAUUUGAUGCAGAGAUACUCUAGAAUAGAUCAAGCUGAUGCAGAGAAAGGCUGGAAAGAACAGUAUGAAAUAACAAAGACAAGUUGUGUGCAUGGUUCUCAUUGUAAGAAUAGAGACUUCUGUAAAGUUGGAAGCCGAUGUUACAGUCUACAUCUGCUGUGUGGAAGUAUUGUAACUUUUAUGAAUAUUCUUGAAACUACCCUGAAUAGGAAUGCUACACAGUUAAAUCUCAGUAAAUCAGAAUCAUCACUAAGAGUUGUACCUGUGAAGUUGAACGAUGGUGAACGUGUUGUAGGAAUACGAUUCCCACAGCUCCUCAUUCCAGAGGUGGAGACAGCAUUAAAGGAACAGAGAUUUAUUGAGAAAGUUCAGCAGUCUCAACCACAAAUGUCCCAGUACUUAUCUUCAAGUCAAGGAGCUUAUAAUGGACUCUCCCAAACAUUCCUGAUGUCACAGAUUAUGAAUGGACAAUCUCCCAAUGCGCAUGGACUCUUCCAAGGAAGCCAGUUAUCUCAGCAAGUAAAUAGUACCCCUUCAUCACAAAAUGGACUAUCACAGUCUUCAGGAGUGACUCAGUUACUCAAUAAAAUCUGGAAAGUAGAUCCCUCGGAAGCACCGAGAACAAUGCAAACAGUGAAAAUUGCAGACUCGGUUUGAUCGAGUCUGUUCAUGAGCAGUAAUGGAAAAUGCUACACUGCCCACGCCCCCUAACACCGGCUUAAGCAGUAUUCAAACCCUUCUGAAAAUUUGGACCAAUCAACUUCUUCAGAACAAACUACUGUGCCAAAUGGAUCGAACUCAGAUACUCUGAAGACCAUAGUGCAGGAAGUUGCACCAGUUAAGUCUAAAUUUUUAACAAAAGCUCUGACACCUCCAGUAACUAUAAAAAAAACUUUUUCAAGCCAUCUGUUAAGUCCAAAGACCUAGUUGACCAAAAGUCUGCUAAGUGAUAAAGUUUCUUCAUACUUUAACAAUAUUUCUUCAAAGAAAAGACGUUUAGAUGAUAAAGCAAGUUCUCAGCCUAACAAAAGGCCAAAACAGGCCACACUGUUUUCAACAUUGAAGAAAAUGGCAACAAAAAAGGAAGAGGAAGAAAAUAAAUUAGCAACUUGCCCCAUCUGUAACAAAGUAUUUGAAAAGGGUAUUUCAAAUAUGGAUUUGAAAUCACACAUAGAUAACUGUAUUAUAGAAUAAUUUGGAUUUUGAAUUAGUAGACAAAAGUACAAUGCAGUGUUAGACUGAUCUGUAGCAGAGUCAUUGAGAAAUGUGUUUCAAAUGUGAAUCGAGUUUGUGUAUAGAGAACUGUAUUAUAGAAUAAUUAGACUGUGAUACAGGUUGUAAUGUUAACUUUACUUCUGUAGAACUUAGAUGAUCAAAGAUAUUGCAGAAAAAUAGAACAGUAAUACAGAUAUUGAUGCUUUGUACUUUUUGGUAUGCUGGUAUACACAAGCUUUCUGUGGAGUUGCAGUUCAAAAAAUGUUUAUUAGUACAUGUACAAAAAAAAAAUCAAAAGUACAACAAAAUACAGCU
This is a messenger RNA of Mercenaria mercenaria, 1592 nucleotides long. RefSeq lists its product as uncharacterized. Gene Ontology annotation, biological process: regulation of DNA-templated transcription. NCBI's taxonomy places the organism in Eukaryota, Metazoa, Mollusca, Bivalvia, Venerida, Veneridae. The transcript has 5 exons. Gene Ontology annotation, molecular function: chromatin DNA binding; histone binding. The record is from RefSeq and is a predicted model, not a curated record. Gene Ontology annotation, cellular component: nucleus. The annotation marks the transcript as partial.